Messenger RNA from Synchiropus splendidus (mandarinfish), 15512 nucleotides. RefSeq names its product G patch domain containing 8 (gene gpatch8). The record is from RefSeq and is a predicted model, not a curated record. NCBI's taxonomy places the organism in Eukaryota, Metazoa, Chordata, Actinopteri, Syngnathiformes, Callionymidae. The transcript is spliced from 7 exons. Gene Ontology annotation, molecular function: nucleic acid binding. The coding region runs from base 10475 to 14671 and encodes 1398 amino acids. Gene Ontology annotation, cellular component: nucleus.
UCGUCCGUGCCUGCAACAGACGGAGCGAGCAGUGAAGCUGCUGCCUUCAGAAAAUGGCCGACAGAUUUUCUAGAUUCAACGAAGAACGUGAUUUUCAGGGUGGAAAUCACUUUGACCAGUAUGAAGAUGGCCAGGUGGAGCUUGAGCAGGCGUCCCUGGACAAGCCCAUCGAAUCGGUAAGGCAACACCUAUCAUCCCAUAUCGUUGGACCAGCUGUGUGAGUGGAUGAUUGGUCCAGGGAGGAAUUAAAACCACAUCAUUUGUACUGCUCAUUUAGAAGCAUUCAGUGUCCCUAUGAUUCCCUAACCAGUAGCAACACCUGUCUUGUUUCCAUUAAUAUUCCUCGAGUCCCCAAUGUCCUCUACCUGUAUCAUUUCUUGUGUUAGUUAAAAUACGAGCUACAAUGUUAGCGCUUCCUGUUUUUCUCUAUGCAUUGUAAAUAAAAACAUUUCUGUAAGUCUACCAUAAUUCAUUGUCACCUGUGCGCCAUUAGAGGGCACGGAAAGCAGCGAGUGGUUUAAGCACUGUCAACAAUCAUUUAUAUAUUUUUUGAGAGGCUUUUUACACACCACUGUAUCAAGCAAUUUCACCAGAUCAGAAGUAGAUACGGGUCUGUAAACAUGCCACAAUAUGACAUCUUUGUUGACAGAAGCACAUGUAAAACCCUGGUGUUUACUCAUGUUACUCAGUUAUUAUUACUUCCAUUUGUCUUUGUUUGGUUUAACCACAAGUGAUCUCACUACUGGUUCAAAAACAUUUUCCUAUUGUAAUAUGCGUGGAUGCUUCGAAGCUAUGUAAAUACCUCUUGGCAGUGCUUAUUCCACUCUUAUUUAGCAAGCAAGAGAGUGUAUAGUAAGAAAUUGUGAAUGGCAUCCUCUGUAUUUUGUGACUGAGUGAGCGAGUGAGUACGUGUAUGCAUUGAUAGCCUAGAAUAUGUCUCUGUGUAUAGGACAGUUAUCUUAUUGUACACAACUUGGGGUGUUCGACAUUUCUCUCCUGCAGCGAAUUGGCCCCUAUUAGCUAAGCAACAAUGACCCGGUUUGUAUUUGCACGCUCUGCUUUCUUACUCCUAUCUCUAGGGUCCUUGUAACGCUUUCUGACUGUCCUCUCUUUCUUUCUGUUCAAUUCUCAACUCUAAAUCUAUUCUUUACCUCAAUGUCUACCUUGCUCCCUUCCCUACUACACAGUUAUUCGGUGUACAGUACCCUCUGUCAUUCUGUGCUGGCAUGGUGCUUGUGCAACUGGGACUGCAUUUUUCGCUGAAAGAGGCACAUGAAUAAUAGCGCAGGCAGCUCUUUUUCUUUCCUGUCUAUUCUCUCUCUUUCACUUGCUGUCUCUGAAGCAUGAUGGUGAACAGGCCUAAAAAGAUCUCUUAGCAACACAAUGGUAACACAUUCAGAUAUGAUUUUCACUUUUUAAUUGCGAUAAUUACAUAGAAACUUUUUACUUUUUAUAAUUGGCCAACCUGAAGUGCAAUACAGCCAAUAUUUGAUAUUUUUAUCAAGUGAGAAAGCAAUGACCCACUAGUCAUUAUUAAGCCUUUAUUAUAAAUUUUGUAGAGUUUGCUUAAAAAGAAAAAUCUGUAAUGUCAAGUUGAUGGAUACAUAAGCAUGAGCAAAAAUAGGUUGAAUAAUAUUAUAAUUUACAUUUACUCCAAAAAUGUUGUGAUUCCCUGAUAUGUUAUUCAACUAGAUGGGCUUAGUGUCAUUAUCUCUCUGAUUCCAAACAUUGUGUUGGCGAAUAAGAGUCGUGCAAAAGAGAAGUGGCCUGCUUACCUUGCUCAAGUGGCUUUUUUACUCCUGCGCUAUUAUUUGUGGAGGGGCACUGAGCGCUGUGCUACGCCAGAUUAAAAAAAAGUUAUUUGCAUAUUGGAAUAGGUUAAUGGCCACAUCAGACUGGUCGCUGCAAGUCUGUCAACAGUGGUUUUACUUUGACCAGGUUGGCAGGAUAAGGUAAUUCAAAGUGGCAGUUGGCUGCUGCUCAUACUUGUUGGUCUAUGGCUCAGCCCAGCCUCUCAUAGCCCCUCCCCUGCCACUUGUUGUGUGUCAUUUAUAGGCAGUUAGAGAUCUGUGGAACUUUACUGGGAUCUUACUUUCUCCCUGUCUUACCCCUCUUGAGUCUUCACUCUCUCUCUCUCUUUCUCUCUAAUAUUGUUUUUUUGCAUUGCAUGUUUUAACUUGGUAGCAUUCAGUAUGGUUCACUCUCAACACUCAAAAACGUUUUCCUGAAAACUCAUUUCUCCUUCCCUUCUGUUUUAAACCAGAAGGCCCCUGUUAUCUACCCCACACCUUUUCCCUUUUCCGACUCACUUCGAGGGCGAUAUGCAGUGGGCAGCCUCAGAGCCACAGAAUUGCACCCAAUCCACUUUGUAAUCAAACUUUCUAGUGUCUUUUACAUUACAGCAGACGGGGUCAGCUAGUAUCUUCAGCCGUUCAGCUCUCAGUCAAGUCCACAGUUGAUGCAGUUUGGUGGAGGAAUUUAAAUCACUUUUACACUUCAAUGAGGCAUUCAAAUUGAAAUGCAUCCACUCCGAGUAAAGAUCUAGGCUUGCACUGGCACAACUUCUUUUAGCAGACCACACACACUAACACACACGGGCGCAUCCAUCCGUGGACAGGUGUUAGCUCACUUUGCUAAACUUCCAGUGGAAGAAAUUUGUCGUCCGUAUUAUGGGGUAAGUGUGCAUGUUAAAUAGCGUCUGUAAUCACUACUGUAUUCUCUUCCCCACAAUGAUUUUGAAAAUAGAAGUUCAAUUUGGUCAUCAACAAUAGAAUGUUUACCAAAAGACACCAUCACUCCCAUUAAAUGUAAACAGCUGACCUUCUGUUUUAGUGUCAAUCCUUUGGUUGUGUUCACAGUUGUUCACACCUCUAGCUGCUAGCGCUCAAAGGAAUUUACCAUAUCAGGAGUUAACAGAAAGCUGCCCACAGCAGACCUGUUAACAAAUACCAGAUGUUUAUCCUGGAGUUGUGGUGAUCAAUGGCAGCAGUUCAUUUUGCUUAACAAAUCCCUCAAGCUUCUGCAUCGCCUUCACAAAUACCUGUGCACAAAUUUGGGUGUCAACCAUGUUUUAGUCAAUGCUCGAGAAUCCACAUGGUCUUAAUAGUGGCCAGUUUGUUACAAUCUAAUUCUGCUUUUUUUGUAUUCAAUUUAUUCAAAUGAAGAUCUGUGAAGAUUUAGUAACUUUACAUGAACCUACCUUGUAGUGGUAAACAUAAUGCAACAACAAGUCACCCGGCAGUCAUCAAUAUAAAAGUCGCAAUCAUAAUCAUAAAAACUGUGUGACCCUGAACAUUUCUCAAAUAUGAAGCUGAUUCUUUGAGUUGCUACUUCUGAAAUCAUGUGUCAACGCGCCUAGUAAAAAAUAUUUCAGAACUAAAGAUGUGUGUAUGUAACAUCACAUGAUGGAUACGUGUUUUAACCUUCAGCUUUACUUUUUAACAUGACCAGUAUUUGUUGUCAGAUCCUCUUAGUUUUGAGCGACAAGUACAAUGUGUGGCAGGUUAUGGGAAGAUAUUUUCAUGAUCUGUCCAGCAAACAAACUAAAUCCAAAUAUAAAGGCUGGCUGAGGUCUCUAAGUGUGUUCCCCUGCAUAUCACCUCUAACACAAACUCUGUCACCAUUCACUAUGCUGAAACAAAGCACAGUGCACAUUCUUAGAGCCCUAUUUUGUUUGGUUAUUGUUUCGUAUUUCAGCCUUUACUCAAUUAACAGUCAGUUGGUGGAUUCAUUGACAUGCCUUCCAUUUCUGUUUUCUAUAAAACAAAAUUGUUUGUUUAUAAAAGACUAUAGAGAACCUAGCAGAUUUACAGUUGAAAGCGUCUGGCCGGUUUCUUACGUUGUGUCACGUGUGACUGUUUUUUUGACAGCCCAGUAUUUUAAAGCCAGGUUCGUAUGGAAAUGCCUUCACUCCACUUGCACUGCUGUUGGACUCGCCGUCUUUGCUUUCAUCCGUCUGUCUGUCUGUCUAUUCUUUUGGUGCACUCAUCUGUUGUUCAACAUGCAGCCUGCGCUUCAUCUCCGCCCUCAUAACUUGUGCUCAGCCCUUUGGAAAAAUAAACGUUUGGUGUGUCAGCAACUGAAGCUGGUGCCUUAACAAACUUGUAGUUUUGGUUUUGACUUAAGUAGGUGGGGAAAAUAUAGCUCUGUCUUUUCCUGAUUCUCACCGGGUAAACAUUGAUCGCGUCAUGUGAACAAUUUCUUUGUUAUACGCAGUUUUACUAUUUUGUCUUGUCCUGCUUUAUGUAGUAUAAAAUGUGCACUUGUAGAAUCCUGCUGCAGUCGGUGGUGGAACCAUGGCCGAUGUUGCAGGAUGGGCAAGUGUUUGCUGCAGUACACUGCAGUGUUUCCCUGCAGAGUAAGUUUAGAUUAUAUAGUGUUCCGACACACUUUUAAAAAUCUCAAUGUGCUGUACAAAGUCGAUUAAAGUCAACUGUUCAAACCUGUUAAAGAAGAACUUUUGUUGUUACCCCCUUGUGAGGUCCAAAUUCCUCCCUUAUCUUUUCCCAUAACAGGCAGUCACUCUCUGUACACACAAAGCGCACAUUCAUGGAAUGAUUUUGUCAGUGGUUAGUCGAUCGUGUGAAUUGCAAUAAAACACAACAUAUUUAUGAAGUUUGUUUGGGAUUAACAGUUGUUGCUGAAAAAGUCACUGUUAAAUCAAUUGAGUCCUAGUGGGCGGAGAUGUUGUGUGCUGUGUGUAUGACCACCACCUCCCUUCACUUGCAUUAACCCAUACAAGUCCAGAUCACCAGUACCUACCCACCUUAGAACCCAUGCCAUGGCUCAGCGUGCUCUGUUCUGCCCUCUGUCCUGACCUAUUCUUGGUAGUAAAAAAGCACAAAAAAGAAACAGACUUGAGUCUUGUUGAGCCAUCACUUCCUUCUCAGUGCCUGAUCCACUUGAAACUAACACAGCUGGAGUUCUAUUCUUCCACCCUCCACCUCAAUCCCGCCCUCUUUCUAUAUGUACCAUCAGCUGUGUGCUACUAACAGACAAGCCUUUUUGUUAAGUCCUUUAACAAAAAGAGUGCAUGCUGUUUCUGUUUUGUUUAAACUCCUUCACCUUUUGUUUGUGAAAGUUGAUGUCAGUUUCUUUGUGAUUAUAAAUAUGCCUUUGUUUGGUUUGUAUGAUUUCUGGUAGAAUGCAGCACCCUGGUGAAUGUUAGACCAGUCUGGAAUAGCAAUAAUAUUCACGACAGAAAUCACUUCUUACUAUCAAAAUUUCAUUGUUUGUUUAUUUGUGCUUGAGGAUGUACUGUAGUGUGUAGUGGUGGGGCAGUCUUGCAUUUCUGUGUUUUUGUUACUCUUGCUGACUCAUACUACAGAUAGACAAGCCGUUGAUGUGUAUAUAUAUUACUCCACGGAGUUUAAGAUUUCCUGUUGUGCAUGUUCAUACACUCCCCUUGUAUUUGGUUUUGUGAUUGUGGCAGUGAGACUAGAUAAGAUCAAAAUAAGUUUUCAGAUGUUCCUGAAACCAGUCCAGUUAUUUAGUUAAAAUGUGUCACAUUGUGGUCAGUAUUUUUAUUUAACAAAAUGCCUUAUGGUAUCAGAACGGGGAAAAAAAUCUGUCAAAAUGACCAAACAGAAACAGCAGUAAAUCUAUUGUUUAGUAACAUUCCCAAAUGGAAGUAAAAUGUAUUAAUCAUCCUUGCUGAAUGCUGAAGUUCUUUACAUGAUUAUCCAGUCCCUUAAGCCUGCUUAAGUUGCGGAAUACAUAGAAGGUUACGAAGUGCCCGGAAUUCAUGACAUUGGAAUUCUGUGCACAGCAUUACCUAUGGUCAGGAGAAUUCCAUUAUCAAUUAUUGACCAAAGAAUUCUGGAUGGAGUCCGAGAACAUGCACAACAGAUGAUUGUUUCUAACAGGGCUACACACACCCUACACUGUCUUCCUCUCUAUACAUCCCUUCCUGCACACGUGUAUGUUCGAUCUGGGCCUUGUAAUGGUAAUCCAAGGCCCAACAGCUCCACCUUUGUCUCUUUCUCCUGCUAUAUAUUUAAUUUCUUUGUGACAGAUGCAUUUUGUUUCAUGGUGCUCCCCUUGUCAUGGUUACGCUAUCACAGAAAGCUUGGAAUUUCUGGUCUUCAUUUUAUUAAUGCAUAGCUUUUUUUGUGUCACUUUCGUGUACUUAUCUGACUUAGUAGUGGUUCAUAUAUGUAUGUGUGAUACAUAUAUUUUCCUCUCCCUUCUAUCCUUCCAGUCGCUAAAUAUAACCAGACAUGUUUAAAAAAAUACUCAGAACAUUUACCAUUAUUAUGGCUUAAUUCACUACACGGCAGCUCCUCUCUACUAUAGUUAUAGUAAGUACAGUAAGUAGUAUAAGAGUUGCAUUCGACACAUAGCCACUGGUUAAACUAACGGCAGCCUUGUCUAUACCCUCCUCAACUCCAACUCCCUGUACUAUAGACACUGAUGUCACACUCUUCAUAGGUGAUUUGAAUGAUGAUGAUGAUGAUGAUGAUGAUGGUGGCGGUGGUGGAUGUGCUGCUUAUGAUAGCGUGAUCUGAGUGUUUUUGUUUUAGUUUGAUGUUUGUGUUCUGAUCCAUACCUGCAGGGGAAAAGCUCAUCUUAUUAUUGGAAUAUUUUGGUUUUUUUCUCCUUUUGUGUCUGUUAGGAUAACAUCGGGCACCGGCUACUUCAGAAACAUGGCUGGAAGUUGGGGCAAGGCCUUGGAAAAACCAUGCAGGGUAAGGUUUGUGGGAUCUCUUCCGUAUGCCAGUAUGUGUGUGUGCGGGUGUGUUUUCUUUCUCCUACUCGACAGUCAACCUCAAUGUAACACCCCUCCUUCUCCAGUGUACUGUAGGCUACCGGCCUCUAUCAGCUUUCUCCUCUUGCUUUAUAAUCACUUAACCUUUAUUUCAAUCUGCUCCAGAGUAAAGUGCCUCGAUCUCAGAACUAAAUUCAUUUGAAAUGAAGGUAGACAUCAGUUGUCCUGAUUUAAUCACAACUGUUAGAAUCAUGAAUAGAUUGUUUUUCUCUGAGUUUUCUGUGGCUGCUGCCGGGGAUCUGAUUGGCUGUAACCACAGUUCAGACUUUGAAUGGCUUGCAGAGUAGAUGUUCCCCCUCUGCUUGUUUGGCUGUUUCGACCUCCAAACCUGUGAAUCUUUUAUUUGAGUGUGUGGUUGUUGCCAUGACUGACGACGUGUCUGUAUGUUUGCUACUCACUGGGCCUUAUAGUGAACUUACAGGGAAAAACCUCACCACUUUCCGGCACCCUUCAUGUUACAUCCCCCAUGGGUGUGCGCCCUCAUCGUCCCCCAAUUUCUUUGACCCCCCCAUGUGUUUACGUUUGCCACAAUGAUGAAAACUCUAGCUUUAAGCAGUGUUGGAUAAAAUGUGUUUCUAAUGUGACCUGAGAAGUACACACUCCCAUUGGCAUGACCAUGCAGGGCACUGCUUAAAGUCCUUCUGUCCAUCUCCUCGAGCACACUUAGAUGUGUGUUCGCAGUUUUAUGUGCCAAGCCCAGUGCUGGAUUUGUGUUUCUGAGGAGAUGGAAGAGAUGUCAAUGAGGUCAAAUAAGUAGCUGGGGAAAGUGUCUGAGGCAAAAAGCUUAAAGGGGGAUAAUGGUGGUCAUCUCGAGAACAUGUGCCCUGUUGCUGAAACCCAAUAAUUUGACACACAACACAAUUUGUAGCUAUGCUAAUCUUAUUGCAUUAACCCCCCACUGCUAAUGGACAGAAACAGGUUGUCCUCAUCUAAUCUCUUAAGUCCAACCGGUCAAGUUGCAAGUUAUUCCAUACUCUGUUACCUGAGAGCGACAGAUUUCUUGGUUUAGCUGAGUCACUUAUUGCAAUGGGGCUAAGACUUAUGGGUUGUUUUGAGAUUGAGCAUAAUUAUGGCACUCAUUCCUUGUGUUUCAAGUCUGAGUCUUUUGCAUUUUUAAAAGCAAGAAGCACCAUGCUUUGCUGUUUUAAGAUAUUCGCUCGGCUUAACUGCCAAGUUUUCCUUAAAUGGUCUUCAUGACUAUAACCUGACUUUUUGAUGCUCCUUUAUUCUUAACAAUUUCCACUUCAAGUGAACACACAGUAGAGAGGACAUAUAAAAAAGUCAGGAAAUAUGAUAGAUGUUAUGAAGCUGUUGUGCAGCAACAGAAUGUUUAUCAUAAAAAUCCUGAUUGUGGGUCAAGGCUAAACACAGCUUUGAUAUAAUCUUGAUAGAGAGCAAGAGGACACCACUGGAACCCUGGGCACUGUGACAAGUGGUGUAGAGAGUGGUGAGAGUCAGUCCCUGUAAGCAGAGAGCCCCCGAGUGAAGGGAUGAGUGGGGUGUGGGUGGGGGGGUUGGCAGAUCAUUGCCUCUCAGGUAAUAACCCCCCUGACCCAAUUCCACCGCCACACUCCUAACCCCACCCUCCCUUCUCUAUGUGCCUCAAUCUUCCUGCUUAACCAAUUGGUGUUUCUUUUUUACAGCGAUUUGAUCCUGCCCAUGUUGUGCUGAUGGUAAACUUAGUGGUAAAUGUUACUUUAUCCCCCAAUUGAAUUGUUGAUUUUAUUUUAUUUAUUUUUCCCAGUUUUGUUUUCCUGUCAUCACAGCACCAAUGCUCCAUAGGCUUUUUCAAUUCUCUCUGUAUUAGUCCUCAUUCUGCUGCUUGAAUAUUAUCAUGCGUAUGUAUUACUCUUAGAACAUUGUCAUUUUGUUUGUUUUCAGUUUUUUUUUUUUAUACCUUGUGAUUCGCACCCUGUGAUUUAGAUGCACAUUGUUUUGUCUCGUCCCUUUCUUUUCCACUGGAAUGGGUAACGUGGAAGUAUUGUCACUGUGUUUAAAGAUUGGUGCUAGGUUUGGGAUUUAAUUGUUCAUUAAUCUUCAAUUCUUAGCCUGACUUGUGACUCCAUUUCAAUCGACCACUGCAGUGGGCACACAGACAAUCCUGUUUCGAAGUCUUAGUCUUUUUAAUCAAAGCACACAAAUCAUCCUUCCCUUGGUGGACGACAUGCUUGCACAUGCAUUCACAGUGCGUUCCAUACUUUGUGAAAAGGCUGAACCCAGCCAUCACACUGCAGUGGCACCAAGAGUCCAGAAAGGCUGUUCUUUGUUAUGAUGCCCAUGCAUCUAUGAUUUCAGAAUUAAUAUGUCAUUGGGCUUUGGCUAUUUUUUGGAUUAAAUAAAGCAAUAGCAAGAAACAAAUGUAAGAAAAAUCCAAACACAUUUGUUUUGACUCCCACAACCAACGUGACUCUUUAAUUUCCGUCCUUAUUAUAUUUGAUAGCAAGAAAUCUCUUUUUAAAAAGCACCAUGAUUGAUUUCCGUUUGCUUGAAUAAAUGGGAGCGGCACUUGAUGUGUUUGCAUUUUUAUCUAAAACGUAGUGUCAAAUGCAACAAUGUAUAUUGUUCAGCAAAGAACUGCGCAUCCACCCUAUAAGCCCAAUGGUAUACGAGUGAAUUUAAUUCGUGAACAAACUUGAAAAUGUGUGGGCGAGGAGAAAAAAAAAACUGAAACCAAACUGAAUUGAUAAUCACUAUCAGUAAGUAAGUGUCCGGCUGGCAGCAGGAGCAGCAGAGUAGUCCAAAUUCUUUUUAUGCCUUUUGUUAUAAGACUCCCCUGUCUAUCUCUGUGUGUCCACCCCUCCCACUACUCAUACCCAUGUUGUACCAGGUAAGUAUUUUCCUUGCACUGUCACCAUGGCAUUACAUGGCCUGUGACGUCACUAUGCUGUAGUUCAAUGCUUGUGUCCUUUCGAAUUUUAUUUGACUCUGUCUUUCUCUCUGCUUUGUUUGGCUGAUUAUGAGUGAAUUAAGCAACUUUGUGUCGAUCUCCAAAACAAAUUUUAUUUCUUGUAUAUUUUAAAUGUUUCAUUUCCCCCCUCUUUUUUUUUUUUGUUUUCUCCGUCUGGUUUGUUUACUGUUAAUUUCAUUCUGAUCCAGCUCUUUUCACAGCUUACGUUAGGGAUAGGAUUGAGGGGGGCAGGGGAGAUGGGUGGUCAGAUCUGGCAGAACUGGUCCAAAACGGACAGCGAGUCAGAAGACAUGAUGCCAUGGGUCUUAAAUGAAGGUCGCUAGGUUUUGUCGUCGUGGACGAUGUUGCAGUGAGCCAGCUGGGUUAGCCAGCUGCACCCCCUCCAGCACACACAAGCUGCAGUGACCUUAAUAAACAUGUCCCUCUGGUUUGACAGCAUUGCAGUGGUAAACUCAGUAUCACAAAUCAGACCAUUUUCUUACUGUGAUUUUGCUAAUCCUUCUCUUAAUAUCUUAUUCGUAUCAACCAUGACUUAGCAGGGACUUCCAUGUGAUAGUCAGUAAAAACGACGUUGGCAGCUUGAGUAAGCUGUGAGAAUGGCUGGUGUUUGGUUCACUGUAGCUUUCUGGUCUCUUUGCACUCAAAGGCAAUUUCUCUAACCCCAGCACCCUAUGCUCUAAAAGCAGGCUGUCUCCGAGUUGGACAAACUUCCCCGCUGCCACAUCUCACCUUUUUGUCUGUCUGUCUGUUUUGUCGCAGGACGCACGGACCCUGUGCCCAUCAUCCUUAAGUAUGAUGUCAUGGGAAUGGGAAGAAUGGAAAUGGAGCUGGACUAUGCAGAGGACGCCACAGAGAAAAGACGAGUGCUGGAAGUGGAGAAGGAGGACACAGAGGAGCUUCGGCAAAAAUAUAAGGACCAGGUGGAAAAGGAGAAAGCCAUCGCAAAGGCUCUGGAAGACCUGAGGGCCAAUUUCUACUGUGAGCUAUGUGACAAGCAGUACACCAAACACCAGGAAUUUGACAACCACAUCAACUCUUACGAUCAUGCGCACAAGCAGAGACUCAAAGAGCUGAAGCAGAGAGAGUUCGCUCGGAAUGUUUCGUCACGAUCCCGUAAAGGUGGAAAGAAGCAAGAUAAAAUGCUGCGCAGAUUGCAUGAGCUGGCGGAGCAACGAAAACAACAGCCCAGCACACCAGGAAGUGGGCCAAUGUUCAAAACCACUACGGUGUCAUUGGAUGGUGAAAAGAUGGAAGAUGGCGACAACCCGUCGUCAGAGGGAGCCCCAAUGACAGAUGGUGUCCUGGAAGGAUCACAAGUGGAGAAACCGAAACAAGCCUCCCCAAAGCCGAGUCCUGCCAUUAGCUUCUCCAUGGGGAAGAACAGUGCCUCGUCACCGACUCUCGUCGGCUCCUCCAAAGUCAGCGUGUCGUUCUCUUUUGCCAAGAAAACCCCGGUUAAGCUGGAGACAGCAGCUGCGGUGUUCACAGAUCAUGGGGAAGUGGUUGAGGAAGAGGACGGCCAGGAAGGAGAAAAGCUCCAAGUGCAGGAGGAGACGUCUGCUUUUAGCAACGACAGUCCGAAAGAAGUGUCAGGUGGCAGCGAGGCCGUCGAGGUCAGCUGCACGGCGGGAACUGAGGACACACCAUCGGCUGAUGAUGGAAGUUCUCUUGCCUGUACACUGAGCAAACUGAAGAUGAUGAUGAUGAGGAAGGAGGAAGGACCUGCUGGCCUGGAUCAACAGUACUACCACUAUAUACCGCCGGCACACUGCAGAGUCAAACCUCAUUUCCAGUUCUUGCUGUUCAUGAAGGCCAGUGACCAGGGUCAGAGCAAAGAGGAGGAAGAGGAUGUAGUGCAGGAGGAGAAGAAAAUGGAGGAGGAGUCCAAACCAGUGGACCCAAAGACUCAGGACUGUAAAACAGAGCAGGAUGAAGCUGAGAAUGUGACCGCCAACCCUGAAAAAAAUCUCCCCUCACCUCAAAUAAAGACAGAUGGUGACUCUCUGUGUGCAGGUGAGCUAUCCACCGCCGUUCAAGACUCCCCUAAACCGACACAGAAAACACCUGAAGCUCAAGACUUAGCUCAAGACUCCAACCCUGGUCCUAAGAUUCCAACAGGCCCCUUUUUCCCAGUACUGAGCAAAGAUGAGAGCACAACCCUGCAGUGGCCCUCGGAACUCCUUGAAUUCACCAAAGCUGAGCCAUCUUUAUCUUACAGUUGUAACCCUCUGUAUUUUGACUUCAAGCUGUCCCGAAACAAAGGAAGGGGGUCCAAGCCUCCCAAAUCCCCUAAAUCCAACAUGGAGUCGGAAGGGAAGGAUCAGGAGGUGAUAAAAGUUAAAGAAGAACCGACGACUGCGCCUGAUGAAGACAAAGAAAAAUCGGUGACAAAUGAAGAGUCUGGUCAACCAGAAGCUGCUGAAGCACAGGCUGCCGUAAGCAACAGUGAUGGCAAGAAAAAGAAGAAGAAGAAGAAGCAUAAGAAGUCUGCAAAGCACUCAAAAAGAAAAGCCAAAGAAAAGGUGGCAGGAGAGGAUGCGACUGGAGAUGCUGAUCAAGUGCAAAACAAGCCAAAAAAGAAGAAAAAGCACAAGCGGAAAAAGAGUAAAAACAAGGCCCCUAAUCCAGAAGAAGGGACUGGCGACGAAAAAGAGAAAUCCAAACCAAAGUCAGAGGAGAAGGUUGUUGCUGUGGAGCUUGCAGCAGGACCGGCCGCCACAGCAGUUAAAACAGGGAUGGAGUCGGGAAAACGAAAGCGUGCCAAUAAAGAUUCAGCCCCCAAGUCUGGAGAGGUGGGUGCCACAGGUCCCGUCAAAGAGAGGAACAACUCCAGCGAACCUCAGGCGAGCAGCAAGAGACAGAAGACUGAUUCUGGUGCCUCCCAAAGUGCCUCCUGCUCCACAUCCGCCCAGAAGAGUCCCGGUCCUGGUCGGCCGCCGAGUAGUGAGAGCGAAGAAGAAGGCGGCUCCAGUACUCGACAUUCGCGGCAUCGCAGAUCAAGUCCGAGAGAACAGCGGCGCCACCACAGCGAGGACUCGGGGCGCUCGUGCAGCCAUUCGUCCAGACGAGGGGAUAAAAGGGGAAGCAGUCGGCGACGGCACCAUCGCAGUAAAAACUCCCGAAGUCGGUCGUACUCCAGCAGUUCCGACCGCUCCUCGGCCGCCAGCAGCGCCUACAGCCGCCGCAGUCGCAGCCGCAGCUACUCGGACAGCUACAGCGACUACAGCACCGAAGGCCACCGACACUCCAAACGCUCCUCAGACUCCGAGUACGAGAGAAGGGGAAGCCGGCGGUCACGCCGGCGUCAGUAUUCCUCUUCUACCUCUGAAGACUCUCGCUCGAGGUCACGGAGCUACAGCCGCAGAAAGCGCCAUCGCAGGCACCACAGGAGCAGCUCAAGAAGCUCCAGCAGCUGGAGCCGCAGCCGCAGCACCAGCGCCAGAUCCUGGAGACACAGCUACAGCCGCAGCCACAGCUCUGCCAGCCGCUCCUCCAGUUCGGCCAAAGGCUCCCCUCACAGACGCACCCCAAGAAGCCGAGCGGACAGCGACACACACCGGAGAGACUUCAACCGCUCUCGCAUCUAUCGCUCUCAGUCGCCGCGCGCCUCGUCAUCGCGAGCUCUCAACCGUAACGCCUCCGGUUCACAGGGCUGCCGGACUGGAGGGUCCCGGGAUGCUGGGGAGCAGAAGAAUAUGCUGACCGCUCGCCAGCUUUUGGAGAGGGUUCAGUCCAAAAAGAGCUCAGACGAUGUGGCCACUGGUGCAAAGUCCGGAAACAAGAUAAAGGAUCCUCCGCAGGGAUAUUUUGGACCCAAGUUACCCCCUGCCCUGGGAAACAAAAGCAUGCUCCCGCUCUUCGGGAAGCUUCAGGCAGGAAAGAAACCCAUCAUCCCACUGACUCGGCCGACUGACGGCGACAGUUUGGGAACAGGGAAGGACUCGGAAGGUGAGAAGGAGAUCAUUCUGGUGGAGCCUAUCAGAGAGUUCCCUCCCCCUCCUCCUCCACCAGCACCUGUUGUCCAAAAGGUAGAGGAGGUCCGUGCAGAGGGGCAAGAGGAGACACAGGCCGUCUCAGAAGGCCAGGUCCUGCAGGACCCCCAGCCUGUGUACGAUCAGGAGCAGGCAGUGAUGAUCCCCCAGUAUCAAGGGGAGUCUGGGCCUGACCCUUUACAGAACCCCAUGAUGGAGUCUCUCCUGCCAGACAUGCAGCAAGCAGCUUCCAUCCAUGCGUAUGCCACUUAUCCCCCACCCAGCCUGGACGAGGACGGCAUGGAGGCGGAGGAGGACGGCCUGGCUCCUCUGGAGAGUCAGCCCAUCACCUUCACACCGGAGGAGAUGGAGAAGUACAGCAAGCUCCAGCAGGCCGCCCAGCAGCACAUCCAGCAGCAGCUCUUGGCCAAGCAGGUGAAGACGUUCCCGAGCGCGGCUGCAGCCGCAGCGGCCGCAGCUGCCGCCGCUAACCUGGCCCCCGCCCCGCCCCAGCCAGCCCUGCAGCAGAUUCACAUUCAGCAGCCCACAGUGUCGGUGGCCUCUGGCUCGUCCUUGACCACAGUCCAGCACGCCAUCCUGCAGCACCACGCUGCCACGGCAGCAGCCAUGGGCAUCCACCCCGCGCAUCCCCAUCACGCUCACCCUGCUCACGCGCAACUGGCCCAGGUCCACCACAUUCCUCAGCAUCACCUCACACCCAUCUCCCUCUCGCCCUUGGGCCACUCUCUGGGACAUUCUCUGGGACACUCUCUCGGGCACGCAGGGCUGAUCCCGGCCCAUCCCACAGCGUUCCUCUCAGGGCAGCCUAUCCACAUCAUCCCGGCGUCCGCGCUUCACCACACACCCCUGGCCCUCCACCACGUCCCUCACGCUGCCCUCUACCCCACGCUCUUCACCCCUCGACCCUCACAGGCCGCCGCUGCUGCCGCUCUCCAGCUGCACCCGCUGCUACACCCCAUCUUCUCAGGACAGGACCUCCAGCACCCGCCAAACCACGGCUCCUGAGGGCCACAAAAAUGAAGUGAACUCAACUCUUGCCAUCAGUGCGGCGAGCUGUUUCCCGGGUCGGGCGCAGAGAGGAGAUGUGCUCUGCAGCUCUGACUGAUGAACAAGGACUUACACACAAGCUCACGUCGAUGCUCAUGAAACCAGUCUGCUACUGCUGGACUUAACCUCUUCCUCGUUUCUUUCUAAAAUAUUUACACCACGUUUGCAGCCAAAGGGGCUGAAGCCAUAACCAGUCUCACACAUGUCGCUGCGCCUCUUUAACCUUUCAUACCAACUAAUGUUUCUAAUCGCAACUUCUUUCUUUGUAUUGGUCAUGAAUCAAUUUGUAAUGCUGUGGCUUGUACAUAUGUAAUGUGAAGAAUCGGUGGCAACCCUGAGUUUGUGGCUCCUAAGAUACUUUGAGGUUCGACAGCAUCGCUGCUCUGAGGCAAAGCUCUUGUUCCCUCAUGAGGGCACUACUUGCACUGACUUCUGUAAAAUAUGACGAUGCCUUCGGCAUUGUGUAACAAAAAGAUUGUUGUAUACUGCAAUAAUUGUAUUUUUCUGUUUUUAAAUUAUUCCCCCCAAAUGCUCCUUCAAGUGAGGGCUUUUGCUUUUUUGUGUAAUUUUGUAAAUAAACCUGCUGUAGAUUAAUGUAAUAACACUUCUAGAGGUUUGACAUCACUAUGGCUGAAGAGAAGAUGAGGAAGACGCAGCAAGAAACACCUCUUUUUCAAGUUGUUUCUGAAAGCUGUGUUGGAGGAGACGAGCUGGGAGGCACUGGUGCGUGUUUGUUCAACGGUAGCGACUCUGUAUUUUGUAAAAUGUGUUUCGGCCAAUAAAAAUGAGUUGAUAAUGA